Molecule: messenger RNA, 3368 nt
Organism: Protobothrops mucrosquamatus (brown spotted pit viper)
Lineage: Eukaryota; Metazoa; Chordata; Lepidosauria; Squamata; Viperidae
Gene: CDKL5
Product: cyclin dependent kinase like 5
Exons: 17
Coding region: 99-3080 (993 amino acids)
Biological process (GO): regulation of dendrite development; protein phosphorylation; positive regulation of axon extension
Cellular component (GO): nucleus; dendrite cytoplasm
Molecular function (GO): ATP binding; protein kinase activity
Source: RefSeq, a predicted model, not a curated record
AAUACAAACUUAGAACAUAUAUGUGCUAAAGCCUACCAACCAUUACAGACUUGACUUCUGCCAAUAUUUUGGUCUUCUCUGGCCAUGUUGUACAAUUCAUGUUCCAUGAGGAAUUUGUCUUCAUGAAGAUUCCUAAUAUUGGUAAUGUGAUGAAUAAAUUUGAGAUCCUUGGGGUUGUAGGUGAAGGAGCCUAUGGUGUUGUGCUUAAGUGUAGACACAAGGAGACACAUGAAAUUGUGGCCAUUAAAAAAUUCAAAGAUAGCGAAGAAAAUGAAGAAGUCAAAGAGACAACUCUACGAGAACUUAAAAUGCUUCGCACUUUGAAGCAGGAAAAUAUUGUAGAACUAAAAGAAGCUUUUAGAAGAAGAGGAAAACUGUAUUUGGUGUUUGAAUAUGUAGAGAAAAAUAUGCUUGAGUUGCUAGAAGAAAUGCCAAAUGGAGUACCUCCUGAAAAAGUAAAAAGUUAUAUCUACCAGCUGAUUAAAGCAAUUCAUUGGUGUCAUAAAAAUGAUAUUGUUCAUAGAGAUAUUAAGCCAGAAAAUCUCCUAAUAAGCCACAAUGAUAUUUUGAAAUUGUGUGACUUUGGUUUUGCACGGAAUUUGUCAGAAGGUAGCAAUGCAAACUAUACAGAAUAUGUUGCCACCAGAUGGUAUCGUUCUCCUGAACUCUUGCUAGGGGCCCCUUAUGGCAAGUCUGUAGAUAUGUGGUCAGUGGGCUGUAUUCUGGGGGAACUUAGUGAUGGACAGCCACUGUUUCCUGGUGAAAGUGAAAUUGAUCAACUUUUUACAAUUCAGAAGGUAUUAGGACCACUUCCUGCAGAACAAAUGAAGCUUUUCUACAGCAAUCCCCGUUUCCAUGGCCUACGGUUUCCUGCAGUCAACCAUCCACAAUCUUUGGAAAGGAGAUACUUGGGAAUUUUAAGUGGUGUUUUGCUUGACCUUAUGAAGAACUUGUUGAAACUGGAUCCAGCUGACCGAUACUUAACAGAGCAGUGUCUGAACCACCCAUCAUUUCAAACUCAGAGGAUGUUAGAUCGUUCACCUUCACGGUCAACUAAAAGAAAGCCUUACCAUGGAGAUAGCAACACUUUAUCCAGCAGAAAUCAAUCUGGCAAAGGUACCGCUAUGCAGUCUCAUCACAGAUCAAACAGCAAAGAAUUACAGAAUGUGGGACUGCAAAGAGAAGAUACCCUUUCAACAAAUGAAAGCUUUUUAAAUGGAAAUCUCCCUGUAACCUCUCACAGUCCAAUGCUGUUAAAAAAGACAAACAAUCCUCCAUCUGGAAGUAAGGAUCUAGCUAAUAACAACAUACCACAUCUUCUCAGUCCAAAAGAAGCAAAGACAAAAGCUGAAUUUGAUUUUAAUUCAGAAGCCAAAGCUUCAGAUGGUCCUGGUACUAAAUACUUGAAGUCAAAUUCCAGAUCACAGCAUAAUCGUCAUUCAUUUAUGGAAGGUUCGCAGAACAAAACUGGCACACUACAAUUGGGUGAAAGGCAUAGCCGUCACAGUUAUAUUGAUACUAUUCCACAAUCUUCAAAGAGCCCCUCAUAUCGCACCAAAUCAAAAAGUCAUGGAGCUCUGACUGAUUCCAAAUCUGUGGGUAAUUUAUCUGAAGCCAGAAUUCAAGUUUCAGAAUCAAACAGCAGCAGAUAUUUUCCUUCCAGCUGUUUGGAUUUAAACUCUCCUACUACACCAACACCUCCUCGUCAUGCUGAUAGUAGAACUUUGCUCAGUCCUUCCAGGAGAAAUAACAGAAGUGAUGGUACACUGGAAUCACGAAGGCCAUCUACAAGACAUUCCAAAACCAUGGAGGAGUUAAAAUUGCCAGAUCACAUGGAUGGAAGCCAGUUACAUUCUGCAUCUGCUCCUCAUGAAUCUUUUUCUUAUGGUUUAGGCUACACGAGUCCUUUUUCUUCACAGCAGCGCCCUCAUAGACAUUCUAUGUAUGUGAGCCGGGACAGAGUGAGGACAAAGGGCUCAGAGGGUGGCUUAAGCGUAGGGCAAGGGAUGGCAGCCAGAGCAAACAGCCUGCAACUGUUAUCUCCACAGGUGCAGCAUAAAUCUCUUACAAGAUCUGUUGGCUCUUCACGUGAAGAUUGUACAGAAGAUUCCAAUAGGGGUGGAACAUAUCGUGAUCAACACCCAGAUGAUGGAGCAUCCACAAAAGAAAAUAGACUUCUGUAUAAUGAUUCUGUACCUAGAAGAGUUGGUAGUUUUUACAGAGUCCCAUCACCACGCCCAGAAGGAACAUUUCUAGACAAUAGUGCCUCAAACAGAAUACCUGCACUGCCUGCAGAAAGCAGUUUAACAAGCCAUUCAAAGAGACAAACUGCUUUUGAUUCCUGGAAAAGUGCUGAUGAUACUCAUUCUGAACAGCUAAAGGAUAAAGAAAAACAAAGUUUUUUCAGGGCAAUAAAAAAGAAAAAGAAGAAAUCUCAGUCAACAGAAUCUACCAAGAUGGAGAAUCCAAGCAUCAAGAAAUCUCUCUUUCCUCUUUUUAUUUCAAAGAAUCAUUUAAAGCAUAGCUCUUCUUUGAAAAAGAAUCCUGUAGUCCCUCUACCUAUGAUGCCUGGAAGCGACAAUCAGGAUCUUUUGGCAAUACAAAAAGCUAUUCACUCGUCUAAUCAUCCAGCCAGCAGGCAGAAGGAUUGGCAUUCUGAAAAGAUGACAGAAAUUCAAGGGCAUAGUCAGCCUCUAAAAUCCUUACGCAAGCUGUUGCAUCUUUCUUCCUCCUCCUCCUCAAACCAUUCGAUUCCUUCUGAACCCCGAUUCCAGCCUUUACCAAAUCAGCCAGCUAAAACUUCUUUUUCUGAAGUUCGAAUUUAUCCUAUGAGUCAAGCUUCCACUACCAGCAGCAGCAACCUACGUCAAGAAUCCCAAUCAAAAGGCAGAGCAGCUCUUCAGCUCCCAAGCCAGAUGGAACCAAGCUGGCACGUUUCCCCAGGGAACACAAGUGCCAGUGAGACAUCAUCAUACUCGGAUCAGAUGGCUUCGAAAAGUGGGCAAAACGGGCAUAUAUAUAACCGAACAAACCGAUCUCGAAUGCCAAAUCUGAAUGAUUUAAAGGAGACGGCUUUGUAAUUAUAUCCAAGAAAGUGAUAUUGCAGGGAUUGACCGAGGGAUAUGGUGAUGCUGGUGAUUGGAGUAAUGAUUGUACUUGCAGCUUUACAAGAGUGUGCAAUAGAGUAUGUGUAGCUACUACUACCACAUCAAUAGGGAUAGUAUAGUGAAAUGAACUUUAUAAAUUGCCAUUCACACAAUAUAAUAGCAAAAGAAUGUGCAAUUCAGGGAGAAUGAACUAUAUGCCCUUUUCUCUCAGCUUACAUUCCAGCUUAGUAUGCAUAUUUGUCUGAAAGCUAUUUUGACACA